Molecule: messenger RNA, 1237 nt
Organism: Aedes albopictus (Asian tiger mosquito)
Lineage: Eukaryota; Metazoa; Arthropoda; Insecta; Diptera; Culicidae
Exons: 1
Coding region: 200-961 (253 amino acids)
Source: RefSeq, a predicted model, not a curated record
UAGUAGAUGUUGUCGUGGCCGGUUGCUAUCUUAUCCUGCUCAUCGAAUUGUUGCUAUUAUGUGUUGAUAUUGUUUUUAAAAUAUUCAACUAUUUUUGUGGAAACGACAUCACUUGUGCUGUACCUGCUUUCUCUAUUGAUACACUAAAUCGAUCAACGUGCCUGCUAAAAAUAAUAUAAGAACAGUCAUCGAAUUCACCAUGGAUUGCGGAAAGUGCCUACAACUGGUUGAAACGAACGCCCAGCCAUUUGUGUAUUGCAAUGGAAUGUGUGGUAGAGUGUUCCAUGCUACUUGUGUUGGAGUUGAAAUAGACGAUCUGCCUGCUGUGUCACCACCAAAGCGAAACAGUUUUUGGCUAUGUGAUGAGUGCUUCGAUGAGUUUCUGCAAUGGAGGGAGACGCACAAAAAAUCACCACCUCAAAUUCAAACCUCUCGUGCGCCUGAAUGUGAUCUGCACCGUGACGUCGAAGUACUGAAAGCCAAAGUCGAAGCGAUAAUGACCACCCUUUCUGCGAAUAUCGCAAGUCCACCAGAUAAUGCGAUACGACACUCUACUCCGGUUUCAUCGCUGCAGAUAGAUUGCGGAUCAAGAGAAAUUAGCUCUCAAUGUGAAACGUCGUCGUCACCUAAUCAAACGGAACGGUUUACCAAUGCAUUGAAUGGAGAUGACCGAGAUGACAGCUUUGCUUUGAUGCUGACAAAUAUUGACUGUAACGUUACUGAGGAGGAUGUGCAACAGAUGGUUUCUCGAUGUUUGGGAGCCCGCUAUGCUGAAUGCAAUAACGUUAGGAAGCUUGUUCCUAGAUGGAUCGACUGCAGUAACUUGGAUUACAUUUCCUUCAAAGUUGUAUUGAGCCGUAAAUGGAAACCUGCCGCCAUGACUUCUUCCACCUGGCCAAAAAACGUCAAAUUUCGUGAAUUUAAAAGAAGGCAAACGACAUGGAAACCAAGUGAUUUGUAGAACUUUUAUGCAUAGAAUACUGAGUUUGUGUUGACUUUUUGUUGUUUUAUUUAUAUGGUAUUUGAAAUUGUAUGUGGCUUCAAAAGAUAGUGUUUAUUUGUGAUAAAUUGUAGUAAACGGUGUUUGAAAUGUUGUAUGUUAUGUUGGAUUUGUUAGAUAUGUUAGAUGUUAGAUAUGUUGUUGUAUCAAGUGUUUGAAAUGUUGUAAAUUGAAACUUUUGUUUAGAAUAAGUAUAUUCAAUUAGACAUAAUAAGUCCGUUGAAUUAAAUAAAGAAU